This is a messenger RNA of Anopheles bellator, 4563 nucleotides long. Its product is annotated as akirin. Bases 365 to 964 code for a protein of 199 amino acids. Gene Ontology annotation, biological process: positive regulation of innate immune response; positive regulation of transcription by RNA polymerase II. The transcript is spliced from 5 exons. NCBI's taxonomy places the organism in Eukaryota, Metazoa, Arthropoda, Insecta, Diptera, Culicidae. The record is from RefSeq and is a predicted model, not a curated record. Gene Ontology annotation, molecular function: transcription coregulator activity. Gene Ontology annotation, cellular component: chromatin; nucleus.
GAGAACAGGUCGCAACCAUCGGCCAUAUUUUCUGGCAUAUUCACGAACGAGGGGCACGGUAAAAUGUAUCUUGCGACGCAUUUUUAGCGAUAUUCCAUCUCUAGCUGAGGUUUUAACCAAGUGGCGUUACUAUGAUUGAUCUCGACACUCGAAUAUCUGCCCACUUUUGAGAGUUGCGCUAGUAGCAAACCAUUUUCAUCGAAGUUCACUCUGAAUAAAACCGCAUUCGCCUAACAAGUGUGCUGCGUUUUGUGAGUUUGAAAGUCUGAAAGUGCUUGUGCCAGUCGUUGCCUCGAGAAUCCUGUCAACGGACCAGCCCGACACAAACCACCAGCACCGCUAAUUAACGCUACAGGAGUCAAUCAUGGCGUGCGCCACAUUGAAGCGUUCGCUCGACUGGGAAAGCUUAAACCAACGCCCAACAAAGCGCCGGCGGUGCCAUCCGUUCGGUAGUCCCAGCCAAAGCCAGAGCCCGUCGGCGUCCUCAUCACCCUCAUCAUCGUCCGCAUCGGCUGUGGCAGCAGCGGCCUCCCGCCGCGCCAUGGAACCGAAACCAUCGCCCUUUGCCGAAGCCACCUGUUCAAAGUUGACUCCAGAAAAAAUGGCACAAAACAUUACUGAAGAAAUCAAAAGACUGCACCGCAGGAAGCAACUUAUUUUCAACAACCACAACGUCGAACGCAUGCAAGAUUCAGAAUCCAGUGGCUCAGAAAUGGGUCCUGAUAGUCCCCGCCGGCCCGACAGCCCACCGAGCAUGGUGAAAAACCCGGAGAAAGCCCUAUUCACAUUCAAGCAGGUACAAAUGAUAUGUGAGCGUAUGUUGAAAGAGCAAGAGGAUGCCUUGACGGAAAAAUACGAUACCGUGCUGACCACGAAACUAGCCGAACAAUAUGAUGCAUUUGUGAAAUUCACAUAUGACCAAAUACAGAGACGGUACGAAGCAGCGCCAAGUUACCUCUCCUAAUCAGGGAAUCUUACGCCAGCAUGAAGAAAACAGGUGUGAAGCGUUCGAAGGAAACGAGAGCAAGCAAAUUGGGAUGAAAUAAUAAUUUAAAAGGUUUAAAAAAAUGAUAAAAGAAAACCAGAGAGAUGCAGACAGGAAUACAUACUACAAGAAGCUAAUUUAAGAAGCAAACACCAGCGGCAGAAAUAGCAAACCGUAAAAGCAGCAACUCACAGCCAAAAAGCCACGAAUCAAUCAAUCGAUAGAAAAAAUCGGACAUCUUGUUUCCACUGAAACCCUGCUACAGCAGCCGCACACAGCAACAUGGGGCUGCCUCCCGUUUGUGGAUUGGCCGAAAACAUUAAUUAUAAGCGUUUUCCUUGUUCUUCUUUCUCCACUUCGAAACACGAGUACACUACCGCAGCUGCACCGACGUCUCCGAAAAUUUUCGUUAGCAUUACGUUCACUUCUAUUUCCUUUAAAUUUACUGUUAUAGAAAAAACAUCAAACAUAAGGGGCAAUCUAAACACCCAACAGUUCGCGCGAAUGAUCUUCGUGUUCUAAAUUUAAUUAAUGCAUUCGAAAGAGAUACGCUUUGUUUUGGCAAAGGAUUUGAAUUUUUGUCAUUGAUUUGCGAAAGAGCGUAGUGUUUUGUUCGGUUGCAGAUUUCGUAACUUCGGUACACAAACAUACCUUUCCAAAUUGAUUUGGCAUUGGUUGAUUGGUUGAUCUUUCUUGGAAUGAGAUCACCCAACUCGAAAGUGUUCUUCUGUUGUUUCAUUGUUUUGCGGCAAUAAUAUUAGGAUUAGUUUGUUGUUUUUUUAAAUCAUCACAUGCAUAAUUUGUUUCUAUUUCGAUCCUUUGCUUUCCUAAUACAGAAGCGAACUCAAAUUCUGCUCUAGACAUUCGUUGCAACUUCGGAGAUGGCUUUUGGUAGAUUGAAUUUCAACGCAAGCACUUCUCACUUUUUGUUUGCUCGUGAGGGGCCUUUUUCAUGAUCGAUAUCGGUCAUUCUUUCACUUAAUUUCUCUACAACUUGUUUCGAGUUUUUUUUGUCACUUAUAGAUGUGAAAAAAUUGUAUCGAGUUGUCGGUAUGUCGCGUCAGGUGUGUAUACCUAUAAUUUACAAGCUCGUGUGGCAAAACUGUAAAAGUAUAAGAUAAUAAAUCGGUUUGUUCUUUUGUGCUGGAACAACACUAGAGGUGAGACGUAAUUAAAAAAUAAGUUACUUUGUAAACUUAGGGCAAUACAUACUGAUGAUAAGGAUCGUGUCUCGCGAGGAAUCGAUCAAGAGAGGACGAUUAUAAGGGAAUACAGUACCACAGGCAUUCUUGGCGAAGAAAUAAAUAUUCCCUUGCCUCGAACGGUGGAGAAGAUGUGUGUUCCUUUCGACGAACAAACCGUUCCCUCAAUGUUAUCGCCGAUUAUAUGUGCACAGUAGCAAAUGGGGUGUAAUAUUCGGUAUUUGCGAAAAUAAUGUGUUCAUCCAAGAGUAAGAUAUAGCAUUAUUGGAAACCGGUUGACCAAAAUGAAAUUGCUUUUGAACAUUAACCAACAGCAAACAUAAUUUCCAUGGCUUUUAUCCAGUUUUUUGGUAAUUACUGAACUAUGGGCUUUUCGAACAUAGACGUAAGGAAAAAUAAACUAUUUUGAAAAUCUCACUUCCAUUUAACAUGGAGGAAACGUUAUACAUUUUCAAAAGUGACCCUUUUGCUGUGCACAUAUAGUAUGCAUUACAGAAGAGUUCGAAAAGAUCCUACGGAGGGCGGACCUAUGGAGAGACAUUUACUGAAAACAAAUUGAACUAAAAAACCGAUAGCUAGUGAUCGCUGUUACCCGAUAUUCCGAGCAGUUUAGCAAACAAGAGAAUUACACACGCUUCAGUGUUUUGUGAAUAUUCAAUUUUCUGCAUUUCUGUUUCCUGCCCUCUGAUGCGCCGGGAAUUGCAGAACCAAAUUCGACACAAAAAGGCACACAAUCAUGAAUAAAUCAGACCGCAUGCACUGCUGGCACAUUGAUGCGGCAGCAUUGACCGGGAUAAUCGGUGUGUCGUUUAUAUACACAAAUAUAUAUGUUUUAUAUGAAAACGGUACGAAAACGCAGAAUAGUUGCUUCGUCGGGAAGCUAUCUGUCUGAAAAUUGAACUCAACAAGGCCUGAAGAAACGACGGACGUUCGGUAGCCGUGAGUGCCCCCAAGGAACUGCCUAAUGAUCGAUCCUUAGGCGCAAUAGGCAAGGGAAGAAGACAAUGACAGGAGCAAUGGAUGCAGAAUAGGGAAUUUGAAAUAUAAAAACGCAAAUAAUAGUAACAGUUACAAAUCUCUUCUAACAAACCAUAACAAAUAUACGGAAAACAGUCGAAACUAUAUGCUAUACUAUCUAAAUACUAUUACAGCAAACACCUACUACAGCCAGGGAUCACAUCCGCACGUGCAUUAUAAGUUUCUAGGAAAUGGAUCCUCGUGCUCCAUUGGCAAGCUAACGAUACGAUACUUUCAUUCCACACGUUCGUGUUAGCUGAAUCUCUUGAACUCAUUUUCAUAAUUGCAAAAACAAAUAAUUCGUUGAAAUAGGAGUAUCCUUUUCUACUUGAAACUUUUCGGUUUUGGAAUCAAAGGAAUGCUUGUUUCUUACAUGUUAUUAUACGAAUGGUUUGCGAUGCGAAAGUUGGAAGAGAAUCGUGAAAAACACCACUAAACAAACAAUAGAGAAGUAGUAGGAAUGGAUCAGCAUUGGGACUGAGAAGAGAUGGUAUAAAAGUAAAAUGAUGUACAUUUGAGAAGAAGCGCCGCAAGCCUGGUAAAAGAUAUAUCAAAGAUGUAGCAUAACAAAGACGUAAUAAGCUCUUAGUGUUGCUCUAGCGUUGCCAUAAUUAGUAGUAUACUACAACCCGUACAACCGACGCCCCCCAGAGCGUAUGCUUUCCUGUUUGCACUUUUCCUAAUUGGUGGUGGGUUUUUUGAUCCUUUUUUUAUAUUUCCACUAAAGCUUAUCCGGUGCAUUAAUUAAUUGAAACGUUUUCCAAGCCUUCUAAAAUGACAAGAAAUCACGAAGCGCAAAUGCAACAAACAGAAAUGCAAUCAUGCCGCAAACUGGGCAAUAAGACGAUCUCCUCAAUCGGUGACUAUUCCGCACCGACGCGUGUGCAAGCACAAGUAUCAUAGGUAUCAUAUUGGCCACAUACGACGCUUCCAGGCACUGGGAGAGUUAAUUUCUCGCGAGCGAACACAGACCGGAAGUGUUUUUGAAACAUAAUAGACACACAACCUUGCAACGGAAUCAAUUGCCUGUUUCUGUCGCACUGUUAGUUCUCCACAGUCAAUAAAAACCGAAACUUAAACAAAAGAAACGGCUGAAAACAACAUUUACACACAAAACUGCUAGCGACAAGCGUGUAGUGCAAGAAAGAAGCAGUAGAAUAAGAACGCGUAACGUAACACUUCUAGGGACUAAUGCCGUGUUGUAGGGUAGUAAGUGAGACAAGCGGAACGAAUCGCUCAUGCUGUGCUAGAGCGGCCACUAUUCGCAGCGACUAUAAUAAUAUAUACAUAUAAGCUAAAACAAGCCACAAAAAGAAACACACCACAAGUAAACAGACAAAAGGGAAACUGAUUUGCUAA